Aureobasidium musti is the source of this 624-nucleotide messenger RNA. The record is from the annotation of a GenBank genome assembly. Lineage: Eukaryota; Fungi; Ascomycota; Dothideomycetes; Dothideales; Saccotheciaceae.
AUGUCUCAUCAUACGCAAAGAACAGGAGAGUUGAGACGAGGGACAGAAGAACUAGAUGGAACUCUGAGCCGAGAUAUCUCCAUCUCAUAUGGCCGAUCAAUUCGAAGAAGACCUGAAUCUAUUCGCUAUUCAAUGAGAGGACCACCUCCUAGCAUAGAAGCAUUAGCAGUCGCCAUCUCUUCGACAACUCUUAGGCGUCUUCGUGAGGCUGCUCAAGAUUAUGGCCAUCUCAAUCCCUUCUAUCGAGAGGCCGAUGAAGCUUUCGCCGAUGAGAUGAAUAUGGCUUACGGUGUAUCAGGAGCUCCGAUACCUCUGUUGAUCCCUCUUGACAAUGGCUUUCACAUACCAUUCUAUGCUGUCCUCCUCAAUCGUGGCUUUAGAAGUGCGACCUGUUGGGAUUCCUACCACAGAGGACUUACAGCCAUCAUGCAAAGGGUCGCUGGAGAAAUGGGUGUGUUCACCACGCUGCCUGUCAUGUACCUGAGAGAAAUGCUCUACGAUGAUGUGGUAUUUCAGGAUGUAGAACAGUACAUGAGAGNNAGGGAAAGGGAUAUGGUUUCUGCUUCUACUGUGGAAGAAUACUGGCCUCAGGAAUCUUCGUCGACUUUCAUGCUCUGCACUUGA